AUGUCUCACAAUCUUGGUUCUUCAACCAAUAUCACAGAUUGGAUGAAGGAUAUGGAUGAUGAUUUUUGGGAUGAAACAGACGAGCAAAUGGCGCUCCAAAUAAUUGAAAAUAUUUCAAAUCCGCCCAAGAAAAUGAUUCUACAGGAUCAUGAAGGCGGUGCAGAUCGUCUUUUCAACGACUAUUUUUCUCCCAAUCCGAGGAAAGAUGCUGCACAACGACCUGGAUUGUCGCCAUUGCAGAAAUGUACAGCAGCUAUUCGCAUGCUUGCAUAUAGAUCCCCAGUUGAUAUACUUGAUGAAUAUAUACAAAUCGGCGAAAGCAUGCUUGGAAGCCUUGAUUGCAUGCAUUGGGCCUGGAAAAAUUGUCCAGUAGCAUGGAAAGGCCAAUAUACACGAGGUGAUCAUGGUCAUCCCACAAUCAUGCUUCAAGCAGUUGCGUCGGUGGAUCUCUGGAUAUGGCAUGCAUAUUUUGGUGUGGCUGGGUCCAACAACGACCUUAAUGUAUUGAGUAGAUCAAACUUAUUUCAAGAUGAAUUACAAGGUAGAGCUCCAAAAGUUUAUUUUAAUGUUAAUGGUACUACAUACACCAUGGGUUACUACCUUACAGAUGAUGAGCGACAAACAUAUUCAAGAAAAUUUCCUGCUGCCGAUUUUUCACAACCAAUUGAUCGUGAUGAUACCCGUCAAGGACACACUGAGGAUUUUGAAUCGUAUCUGGCAAGAGAUGUAACAAUUCGAGACAGAGAAAAGCAUCAUCAACUCAAGGCGGAUCUAGUUGAGCAUAUUUGGACGCAUUUUGGAAAUCAAGACAAUAUGUAG
Beta vulgaris subsp. vulgaris (sugar beet) is the source of this 819-nucleotide messenger RNA. RefSeq lists its product as uncharacterized. The record is from RefSeq and is a predicted model, not a curated record. Bases 1 to 819 code for a protein of 272 amino acids. The transcript has 4 exons. Lineage: Eukaryota; Viridiplantae; Streptophyta; Magnoliopsida; Caryophyllales; Amaranthaceae.